This is a messenger RNA of Thunnus maccoyii (southern bluefin tuna), 1696 nucleotides long. RefSeq lists its product as uncharacterized. The record is from RefSeq and is a predicted model, not a curated record. NCBI's taxonomy places the organism in Eukaryota, Metazoa, Chordata, Actinopteri, Scombriformes, Scombridae. The transcript is spliced from 2 exons. Bases 82 to 1491 code for a protein of 469 amino acids.
GUAGUCCACCAGUCCGCCAAGAAGAAGAAGAAGAAGAGGAAACAGUGGAGCAUGAGCAUUGGUGCACAGACAUAAGGAGCAAUGGCAGAAACAAGCAUUGGUGUUUUGGGAACGGUCAGGACGUUCCUUGGAAGUGCAGUGGCGGGUUUUGCUUUUGGAGAAGCUGCAUUAUUCGCAGUUAAACCCACUCUAACUGAAGAUGGUGUCCUGCUGUCUGCUGCCACUGUUGCUGCCGGGCGAGUCGGUUCUACUGGAGUAGGUGUGGUCGCCGCGUGUCUCGUAUUCACAUCCAUGCUCUUAUCUCUCGGAACCAGUUUUCUCCUCGCUGCAAUGGUGAUAAAGCUGGUCAAUAACGUUGGAGUGAGGUUGCCGUGGUUAUCAGAGAUGACAACAGGAGCCUCUGUCGUGGUGGGCGCUGUCACUACUGGACUUUCAGCUGGAAUCCUUCCACCAUGGAUCUACAUCACAGCUCAAGGCAUUCUGGUCCUUAUGGUCUACUCAUACUCCAAUAUUAACGACAUGACCACAGCUUUGUUAAUCAUCUUCACCACUCUCUUCCUCAGCCUCCUAUACGGAAGGAUGGGUGUCAUAACUGGACUCUUUGUCAUGGGAUUUACCAUCUCUGCCCUCUUUGCCCUUCGAAAGGCCCUGACAGAGAGGAUGACACAGAGACCAAAAUCUAAAACUGGUUGCCGACUGCUGGAGAGGAUAUUCUUCUACUCUGUUGCUGUAGGGAUUCUGGGAUUUUCAGUAGGUGUAGGGGCAGGUGAAGCAGGAGAAGGGUCACAGGAGGAGGUGGUUUUGAUGCUGCAGUCAGUCCUCUGGGUGGCGUUUCUGUCUGCAGGGCUGCUAGGUGCAGGUCUGGGAACAGUGGCCAUGGUCGGGCUGGGGCCAGAGGUGGCUGGAAAGGUCGCUGUGGGUGCUGCUAUAAUAUCAUCAGUGGCCUUGAGAGCCAUCCUGCAAUCAUACUCUUCUCUAGGAGCCCGAAGCUGCACGGGGGGAACGUUAGGAGUCGCUGCAGCUGCAGGGGUGUCACUCGGGGCUGCAAGCGUUGCAGCAAAGCAGGCGUUUGGGUCUAGAAAUUCAGUGUUAGCACUUUUAGGUUCAGUCGUUGUCGGUGCAGUUCUGGCCUCGCGAGGUUUAGCACUGAGAGGGACUCUGCUGACGACAUCAGAACUUAUAACAAUUGCUCUUGUUGCAGUAGGGGCGUUUGUUCUGGGUGCACCAAAGAGCCCGUUCAACACUCAGGUGAAUCUACAAAGGGGCCUCCUCACAGGGCCAGAGCUAAUUAAAGGAAUCGGCAUGGAGACGGUCACCGCAGCAGCAGCACCUAUCGGCGCCGGGGCACUUGGGGCCGCAGCGUUAGGCACCGCGGCUCUGGGGAAACUGGGAACUAUGGGAGUUCUGGUAGCUAUAGUGUUGGCUUUGGGAAGUGCUCUGAGCGGCAUGAUGGGAAAAGCACCAUCGACAACAAACGCACACAGAGACUGAUGGACAUCUGAGCGUAGAUCUUUUUCUUCUGCUGAUCAAUAAGGUGCCUGAAACUAAUACUUAAUACACCGAAAAGCACAUUUGCUUAUCAAUCAGAUAUGAUUAUUGUGUCAUAAACGUGUAUUAUUGUGGAUAUCAGUGUUGAAUUAAAGAAAUGACAAAUGUUAACAAAGGUUUGUGUGAGGAAAAAAAUAAAUGUUUUGGA